Molecule: messenger RNA, 1266 nt
Organism: Prorocentrum cordatum
Lineage: Eukaryota; Dinophyceae; Prorocentrales; Prorocentraceae
Source: the annotation of a GenBank genome assembly
CCGUCGGCGAGGAGUGCGAGGUGCCCCUGCUGGACGGCUCCGCCGGGCGCGGGAGCACUGCGCCCGCCGUCGGCGCCGCGGCGGCGCCGAUGGCGGCGGCGCACCCGGCCGCCGAGGGUGGUUCCCCCGCCCUGGCGACCCAGUUGGAGCAGUUCGCCCGCCUCGACGAAAUGCUGGACUUCUGGAAGCGCACCCACGGGAUGCACACGGUCCACGAGUGGAUCACGAACUACCAGAAGCACCCCGGCGGGUGGGGCGCGCUUCUGAUGAUUCACGGGGUGCAGGAGUUGACGGGUCGUCUGCGGACCAAGGUGGAGAACUACGCCAUCUACUCUGCGCUCUUCUUGUCGAUGUCCAUCGCGCUGAUCGCCAGCCCCGCCGACUUCAUCUUCGAGCCUUGCGACGACGGUGACGUCUUCUGCUUUGUCGGAAAGCGCGUUUUUGUCUACGGCCUUUCAAUUGGCACGGCACUCCACAUGCUCUGCAUUCUGCUCGCGAUGGCAUUCGUCAAUGCUCUCAACGAAGCUGCCCGGGAUAGCGACGUGUACCGACUACUUGCCAAGGGAGGAGGCUUCACGGCCACCCAGAAAUGUGCUGUCUGCUUCAACAUUGGUUGUGCGACCGAUUUCUGCGCGGUAAUUGUGUCUACUUGCGAAUACUUAGACAUCGUCGAACCUCUGGCCCUGUACGCCGCACUGCUGGCGAUAGCACUCAUGGUGUACGUUCCCACCUCAGAGAGCCUUUAUAGCAGUUGCAGCAUUGUAUCCUACUGGCGCAAGGACCGGGGGGGCAAUCCGGAUCCAGACGACCCCUUUGACCUCCAGUUGCCUGAGCGCCUUGUGAAACAGCGGGCAACCAUGAACAAUUUCAUGCGGGCAAACGGCGGGUGGACAACUACCGAGCGGAGCAUUUUCUGACAGCUGCACACAAUUUCACGCGAACGGGCAUAUAUCGAGCGGAGCACUUCGAUCGAGCACAUGUCCGACGACCCGCGGCGAUAAUAUAGUACUUCACGGGGUAUGCAGAGAUGCAGGGCCUAUUCAGCUUGCUUUGCUUUUUGGGAAACGUUGGUGGAUGUAAGUUCUACAAGACCUGUUCCCGUGGACAGGAACGUGACCACGAAACCAUGCUUGCCACCGCCACUGCGCACAGCGUUGUGGACAUUCUUCGGGGCUGAUUCGUGAGCGCAAGACACUCAAGAACAUAUGCACAAUAUCUAAGACGCCUCCGGCGAACCACCGCCGCCCCCCGCCUUUUUGGAAGCGC